Messenger RNA from Bacidia gigantensis, 843 nucleotides. RefSeq lists its product as uncharacterized. The record is from RefSeq and is a predicted model, not a curated record. Gene Ontology annotation, biological process: intracellular protein transport; vesicle fusion. Gene Ontology annotation, molecular function: SNAP receptor activity; SNARE binding. The transcript is spliced from 3 exons. Gene Ontology annotation, cellular component: SNARE complex; endomembrane system. The coding region runs from base 1 to 843 and encodes 280 amino acids. NCBI's taxonomy places the organism in Eukaryota, Fungi, Ascomycota, Lecanoromycetes, Lecanorales, Ramalinaceae.
AUGUCAAAUUCCUCACAGCUUUACCUCCUAGCAGAUCAUAUCAAGUUAUCCCUCCUCGAAAGACAACGUGCGAUCUCCCUGAACCUCGAGCCUAACUCUCAAGAUGGCCACAUAUCGAGAUCUUUGGAUCAGAUGCGAGAGGGGAUUGAAGCCAUAGAAAGAGAGCAGCAAGCCGCACAGGACAGUUCAAACGGGUAUCUACGUCUCCAUCGAUCUAAAGCCGCUGACCUAGGAGAUGCCUCAAAACGAUUACGAACCCAGUACGACGACCUCACCUCCCAAUUCCAAGGCUUCUCCACCCCAUCGACGUCCAUAAUCAACCAGCCGAAUAUGACCUUACCCUUUCUUCUGACUUCGCGCACGCUAAAGACCCUCGCCCGCAUCUCCCCACCGCAUCCUCCUUCAGACGCACCCCCAAUUCUAGCUCCCCCAACCCAAAUAAAUAACCCAGCGCCCGAAGAUGAUGCCAACCGCGCUGCCCUAUUUCCAUAUCGUGACGACCCUGCUGAGGGUCAAAGAGAGGAUGCUUCACAAAUGGACAACAAGCAGAUCCACCAGUACCAUCAGACGGUGUUGAGGGAGCAGGAUGAUCAGCUAGAUCGAUUAGGAGAAAGCAUCGGGAGGCAAAGAGACCUCAGUAUACAGAUCGGAGAUGAGCUGGACGAUCAGAUACAUAUGCUGGAUGAUGUGGAGGGGCACGUGGAUAGGCAUCAGGGAAGACUGGAUGGGGCGAGAACGCAGCUGGACAAGGUGUAUAGGAAGGGAAGGGAGAAUUGGGGAUGUAUGAUUAUAUCGAUAUUGGUGAUUAUUCUAGUGAUAUUGAUCAUUGUACUGAAGAAUUGA